Populus euphratica (Euphrates poplar) is the source of this 959-nucleotide messenger RNA. Its product is annotated as cytochrome b561 and DOMON domain-containing protein At5g35735-like. The coding region runs from base 125 to 868 and encodes 247 amino acids. The transcript is spliced from 3 exons. The record is from RefSeq and is a predicted model, not a curated record. NCBI's taxonomy places the organism in Eukaryota, Viridiplantae, Streptophyta, Magnoliopsida, Malpighiales, Salicaceae.
AGUACAUCAACGAAUGAUUGAUGUCAUUACAUCAACUCUGCAGCAAGUCUAUGGCGACAUGAACUUUUUAUACAGUUUUAAAUGUUGCAGCACGUCAAUUUCAUUGUCAAGGCAGUGAGAGAUCAUGAGCUCUCAUUGCCUUGUAAUCCUCUGUUUAAUCCUCUGUGUCCAAAGCUCUUCAUGCAGCGAGCGUUCUCUUGUGGCAACAGUGAGAAGAACUCAUGAGGGGCAAGUCAGCUCCACUGUGGAAAACAUCAAACCACAAAGGGAUGAUCAUACUUCUUUUCGAGGUACUGAGAAUGCAGAGACGACGAACCUAAGAUCAUGGAGUGGUCAAUUUGCUUUGCAUCACAGACGCCAUCUUAGGAAUACUCAUGGGGUUCUAAACAUCAUAGGAUGGGGAACACUCUUGCCAGCUGGGGCGAUUGUUGCAAGAUCCUUCAGGAAACUCCCAUUGAAAUGUGAUGAAUGGUACAAACUUCACGUUCUGUGUCAAACUUUGGGAUAUAUUAUUGGUGCAGUGGGAUGGAGCUUUGGGAUGUGGCUUGGGAAUUCCUCAAAGCAAUACAGCUUGAGAGCACACAGGAUUCUUGGCAUCGUUAUUUUCACAUUUGCAACUGCACAGAUGCUUGCUCUCUGCUUGCAACCGAAGAGAGAGAAUGAAUGCAGGAGGUGGUGGAAGACAUACCAUAAAAUUCUAGGAUAUCUAUUGAUUUCCAUGAUUGUAGCAAACAUAUUUCAAGGGAUUGAUCAUAAAGACCAUGCUGAGAAAUGGAAAUGGAUUUAUGUAGGAAUACUUUCAGUUUUAUCAUUUAGUGCUAUCGUGCUGGAGAUUCUUCGAUUUGUCAUGCCUAGAAUUCACCGGUAGAUGGCGUUGGACAUCAAUCCUAAUAUUUCCACAUGAAUUUUAUUGAAUCUGUUCAGUACUGGGAAAAUUUCAACAAGAACAAUCUCAUAUA